This is a messenger RNA of Cyclopterus lumpus (lumpfish), 2050 nucleotides long. It is a transcript of the gene ctsba, whose product is annotated as cathepsin Ba. Gene Ontology annotation, cellular component: lysosome. The record is from RefSeq and is a predicted model, not a curated record. The transcript is spliced from 11 exons. Gene Ontology annotation, biological process: regulation of catalytic activity. Gene Ontology annotation, molecular function: cysteine-type endopeptidase activity. NCBI's taxonomy places the organism in Eukaryota, Metazoa, Chordata, Actinopteri, Perciformes, Cyclopteridae. Bases 274 to 1266 code for a protein of 330 amino acids.
GUCUGAAUAAGAAAACGUCCCCGAUGUUACGAACCAAGAUCACCAGAGACACAAACAAGGAGGCGUGAGGCCUGGCGGGGGUUCCGGUUUGGUCUCGUCCGGUCACAUGAGCUGCGUUCAUGUGACCGGGUCACGUGAUCCGAUGAAUAUAUAUUGAGAGGGCCAGCGCUUCUCAAUCUCUGGUUGUUGACCAGUGACGCACGGACGGGCGGAGAACCAGGAGCUGAAGAUUUAAUAUCCACACCUACAGCUGACAAACGAGCCACAGGCAAAAUGUGGUGUUCAACCUUUCUGUUAUUGGCUGCCAGCUUGUCGGUGAGCCUGGCCAGACCCCAUUUCAAACCAAUGUCCAGUGAGAUGGUCAACUUCAUCAAUAAGGUCAACACUACUUGGAAGGCUGGUCACAACUUCCAUAAUGUUGACUACAGUUAUGUCAAGAGACUCUGCGGUACGAUGCUGAACGGACCGAAGCUGCCAGUCAUCGUUCAGUAUGCUGGAGACAUGAAGAUGCCGACCAACUUUGACUCCAGGGAGCAGUGGCCCAAUUGUCCCACUCUGAAGGAGAUCAGAGACCAGGGCUCCUGUGGAUCCUGCUGGGCAUUUGGUGCUGCGGAGGCCAUCUCUGACCGAGUGUGUAUCCACAGCAAUGCCAAGGUCAGCGUGGAGAUCUCCUCAGAGGAUCUGCUGUCCUGCUGCGAGAGCUGUGGUAUGGGCUGUAAUGGUGGCUACCCUGCAGCUGCCUGGGACUACUGGACCUCUGAGGGGCUGGUGUCUGGCGGCCUCUAUGACUCCCACAUUGGUUGUCGGCCCUACACCAUCCCCCCCUGUGAACACCACGUGAAUGGCAGCAGACCGUCCUGCUCUGGGGAGGGUGGACAUACACCCAAGUGUGUCUUCCGGUGUGAACCUGGAUACACACCCAGCUACAAAGUGGACAAGCACUUUGGUAAAACGUCUUACAGCGUGCUGCCAGAAGAGGAGCAGAUUCAGAGUGAGAUAUACAAGAAUGGCCCAGUAGAGGGAGCCUUUACCGUCUAUGAAGACUUUGUGCUGUACAAGUCUGGUGUGUACCAGCAUGUGUCUGGGUCUGCGGUGGGUGGCCACGCCAUCAAGAUCCUGGGCUGGGGAGAGGAGGAUGGGGUUCGCUACUGGCUCUGUGCCAACUCCUGGAACACUGACUGGGGUGAUAAUGGAUUCUUUAAGUUCCUGCGAGGAUCAAAUCACUGUGGUAUUGAGUCUGAGAUUGUGGCUGGGAUUCCCAAAUAGAUUCUAAGGUGUUGAGCUGCGGUGUUUUUACUAAAUCACUGGAGAGCGAUACACUCAAAAUGCCAGCUCUCAAACUCUUAACAGCUUUUAGUCCUUUUUUAUUUUUUUUAAAGCCCUCUAAUCAACUUGCAAACAUUGCAUGUUGUUUGCUUUUGACAGCACACAGAACAAACUCAAGAGCAACCUACACCUCAUCUAUUAGCAGAUAGAGUAUGUGUUUGAGCACAAAUCAGCAUUGUUUUAUUGAAGGUGUUUUUUGUGAAUGAGCUGUUGCAAGGGCUUGUUCACUUAUCUCCUAAAGCAAUGUUGCAUGGGAGGAAAAAGUUUUUUUUAAACGUUUAGGUGCAUUACACUUUUCUCAGGUGAUUUGAAGCAUAUUGGCACUGUUGUAGAACUUUAUUUGUUGCCUAUGUCAUCACAUUUUUGGUACUUGCAGAGAGUGUCUUAGAAAAACUGAGUUUAUGAUUGGGAUAAAUUACAAGACUCAGCCUAAUACAGCAGAGUUUUAAUUUGUCUACUUUUUUAUGAACACAGCUUUCAUAUUUUAUAUUUUAUUCAACAUUAUUUCUCAGUGCCGCAAAUGCCACUAUAUGUUAGGAUGUUCCCAUUGUGAUUGGUGCCUGUUAAUGUUUUUUAAUUUUUGAAUACCGGAUGAAAAAUUUAAAUUUCUUUUUUAAGAAUAUGGUUGCCAAUUGGAUGUUUUUAUUGUCUGCCUGUAUAGAGUACAAAUAUUGGUACAUAACUGUUUUAUGUUCUGAAAUAAAUAAAACCACAUGAAUCCCAA